Molecule: messenger RNA, 573 nt
Organism: Ogataea parapolymorpha DL-1
Lineage: Eukaryota; Fungi; Ascomycota; Pichiomycetes; Pichiales; Pichiaceae
Exons: 1
Coding region: 1-573 (190 amino acids)
Cellular component (GO): outer membrane
Source: RefSeq, a predicted model, not a curated record
AUGUCUGCUAACGAAUUCUACUCAUCUGGCCAACAAGGCGAAUAUCAACAGCCUCAACAACAAGGCCAACAACAACAGGUUGGCGCCGACGGCGAGAGGGGCCUUCUCUCGACUGUUGUGGGGGGCGCUGCUGGAGCCUAUGGAGGAUCCAAGCUAGGUGGCUCGCACUCCAAAUUGGGAGGCAUUGCCGGUGGUCUGCUCGGAGCAGUUGCCGCCAACAAGAUCGAGGACAAGGUUGAGCAGAAAUGGGAGCACCAUCAGGGUGGCUAUGGUGGCCAGCACCACGGGGGUCCAGGCGGUCCUGGCGGUCCAGGGGGCUACGGUGAGCAAAGAGGCGGCUUUGGCGGGCCUCAGGGACCUCCCCACGGAGGCCCGCACGGCGGUUUCCAGGGCGGUUUUGGAGGUCCUCAGGGCGGUCCUCAGGGAGGAUUUGGGGGGCCCACAGGGAGGAUUUGGAGGCCCACAGGGAGGAUUCGGUGGUCCACAGGGCGGUUAUGGUGGCCCACAAGGAGGUCCCCAGGGAGGCUUUGGCGGGCCUGGCCGUCAGGGCGGAUGGUAAAUAGCGAGCAGUAG